GCUGUCAGCCGGACCGACAUGGCCCAAGGAGCUGCUCGCAGAAACGUCCCGGAAAAACGUUGAAACCCGCGGCGUCAAGAACAGACUGCGUAGGUGGCUCUCGUGGCGAACUUUGUGAAUUCUGCACAUACAGUAGAAGAUCCAGACUCGUAGCCUGAAGGCUGCACCGCAACAAUGCCGGAGUCGUCCGUGGUCAAGGACAUUCGCAGCAGCUCUGUUGAAUGUAGAACAUCCCCCUUGAGGCAGUUCAGCCAGUCAUCGCUGCCUCUGCACAGAAACUCCUACGCGCUCAGUACGUUCUGCGCGGAGCACAACGUGCAGGAAUGUCUAUCGCACAUCAAUCAGGAGGUGUCAUCUUUUGGACUUCCACCGGUCUGGACGGAGCAGGACGGCAGCUCAGAGCUGAAUAUUGUGGCCGUGCUGAAUUGCAUGUAUGACCUGAUUCAGUUGCACCGCAGGGGCCUCCGAACCCUGGAAAACAUGGAAGUGGAGCAGCUGAAGUCUAACAGCAACGUGGACUACCUGCAGCUCACCAGCACACGUCUAAAGGAGCAGCUUGAAAUUUCUAAAAGAGAAAACACAGGACUUCUUGAGCGAGAACGACAGCUACAGCUGAAAGUGAAGAGUUUGCAGAACUGCCUGAAAAAUGAAAAAGAAGAGGUGCAAAAACUUCAGAACAUCAUUGCAAGUCGAGCCAGUCAGUACAAUCAUGAGAUGAAAAGGAAAGAACGAGAGUUUAACAAACUAAAGGAGCGACUGAAUCAACUUCUGGUUGACAAAAAGGAGAAGAAGCAAGCCAUUGAUGUGUUAAACAACAUUGGGAGGGCUGAUGGGAAGAGAAGCCUUUGGAAAACUGAAAAGACAGAAGCAAAGCACGAGGGGGAAAUGUACAAGACUCUGCUGAGCGACUAUGACAGCCGGCAGAGGGAGCUCCUGAUGGAAAAUGCAGAGUUGAGGAAAGUGUUGCAGCAGAUGAAAAAAGACAUGGUGUCCAUCCUGAGUGCAAGAAAACCAGCAGCGAAAGGCGACAAACACGAACACGGUGGCACGCAGGCUGCUUCAGAGGAGGAGGAAGACGAGGUGUUUGACUCCAGUAAGGAAAGUGUGGAGCUGUAUUGCGUUCAUGCCCGAGAGAAACUGACCAACAGUAUUCGUCUGCAGUGGAGGAGGCUCAAGAGUCACGUCGAGAGGCUGGACAGCCAAGUAUCUUUAGCUCAGACAGGUGAGACUACAAACACUGACGCUGUUCCACGAGAGACUCACGAGGAGGAGAUGGACAGACUGAAGCUGGAGAUUCAGCAGUGCAAAGACUUUAUUCAAGCGCAACAGCAGCUCCUACAGCAGCAGCUCAGCUCUCCGUGUGACGAGGAGGCGGCGUCCCUGCUGAGCGACGGCUACAUGCUGCAGGAGAAGGAGCGACUCGGGGAGGAGUGGAAGACCCUCGAGGGCCAGAGGAAGAUCUUCGAGAGGGAGAGGAGGAACUUCACAGAGGCAGCGAUCAGACUGAGCCACGAGAGGAAGGCGUUCGAGGAGGAUCGCGCCACGUGGCUCAAACACCAGUUUUUAAACCUGAGUCCGUUUUCAGACUCCAAGAAACCUUCGCUGUCCAAGUCUAAAAGUGCCUUUUUAAUAUCUGAAACCGGGGCGAGUGCCGCUGUGGCUCCGGAGAAGCUCGUCAAACACCAAGCGGAAUCACCCAGAUGCGUCCCGCUGACGUCGCCUUCCACAGCUGACCUGUAUCGCACACUCUGCCUCAUCCCAGAAGACAGCUCAGCGAAACCAAAGAGACAGACGGAACACGCCGAGGAGUCGAGCAUCUUCUGCGCAAAGGUCCGCCUCAAACGGUGGGACGACAUCCAAGACCGCUCGCUCGCUCAGGAAAAGAACAGCUCCAUAUAAAGCCAUAAACACUUUCAAUCAGAAUUAUUGUUGAUGUCCACUAACUAUAGAUGAUUCGCGGUGUUUCCGAAGUUCGUCUUGAUGGUGAAUGCCAAAUCCUAGAAGAUGGAUUGUGAAAGGAUUAAAUAGCUGCCAGUGAGAGCCAAGAGAAACAGUUAGUUUUUUACUAACUUGCUGUUUUCGAGUAUGUGGUAAAGGUAUUUAUUUAUUUAUGUGGUUUUUGUAAGUCGUGUUUUGGCGGUUUCUUUGUAUCUUGUGUCUUGGGUUGUGCUUUCUGUCGGUGCAGGUGAGCAACAAACAUCACGUGUGCAGGUAAUGACGCGUCGCUUUGCUUAUCGGGCGACGCUGCAGAUAAAUUUGCCUGAAUGUUAACAGCUGUUUUUAAAAAAAAUCAUGUUAAACUUGUCACGGAGCUGUCAAGGAGUUUUAGAAUGUAGAUUUAAUGCUGCUGCUUCUCUCAAUGCAAUAAGAAACUGGGUAGAAUAGAAUAAAUAAGUUAUGUUUAGACAUCACAAACAACUUUCUAGUAAAUGUUAGAUUAGUAAGCGACGCUGUGUGAUGCUGCUGUAAAAUCUAACACGAGCUACACGAUGUGUCGUAGAUAUUACCAUUAGACCGCUAACAUGAAUGUAAAUUGUUUACGUCAUUUAUUUUUUUAUAUGUUUUUAUCUUGGGUUUAGCUGUUGGUUACCACUGGAAUGUGAAAUCAUGUGUUGUAGGAUGUUGAUUGUUGACAAUUACAAGUUCAUAAGCGGGCGCAUUUUCUUUUCAUUUGACAUAUUUUAGAGGAACUUGUGACUGAUUUUCAGCUGCUCUUCCUGUUGUGGCCCUCAGUAUUGAGCUGUGAAGGGCCUGUGACUGACAAAAACGUCCAAUCGGGUUCUGUGAUAAAAUCCCUGUUCAGUGUUCCAAUUUGGUUUUUGGAUAUGAUUCUUGCUCUGGGUUUAAAUGCCGAACGAACAAAUGGAAGACGCACCAGAGACGACAAAUGAAGACUGUUAUGCUAAGUCAAAUUAAGCCAGAUUAGAGGCAAGUUAAAUUGUGGGGUUGUGGAAAUAACAAACUAAAGCAACACAACCAAACCAGGUUGUAGGAUGCUGUAGAAAGAAGCAGAGAGUUUAAACUUAAGUAAUGCAGGAAUAAACUGGAUGCCACCUGCACAAAAAUACAGUUUAAUACUGUAACAGCCUCCAAGAGAACCAUCACACACGGAAGGUAAGUAGUUUUGUAAUAAAGUACUUUAUUAAUGUGUUACAAUAUGGAAAAAAAAUGACUGAUCAAUAUGUGAAGGAAUGAUGAUAUGUUCAGGUGGUUUUGUUCAAAGUUCGACACACUGGUCACGGGUUUGAUUCCGACGUGGACGACAUUUGAAUUUCUUUUUGUCAACGAAAUAUUUGAAUCCUGUUUAGUCCCUGCACAGACUGACGCUGUGAUUUUCAUGGAAGAAGUUUUUCAAUAAAUGCAAACGCUGCUGCCACUCACA
Molecule: messenger RNA, 3382 nt
Organism: Stegastes partitus (bicolor damselfish)
Lineage: Eukaryota; Metazoa; Chordata; Actinopteri; Pomacentridae
Product: afadin- and alpha-actinin-binding protein
Exons: 14
Coding region: 175-1899 (574 amino acids)
Biological process (GO): intraciliary transport involved in cilium assembly
Cellular component (GO): centriolar satellite; ciliary basal body
Source: RefSeq, a predicted model, not a curated record